Molecule: messenger RNA, 1878 nt
Organism: Closterium sp. NIES-67
Lineage: Eukaryota; Viridiplantae; Streptophyta; Zygnematophyceae; Desmidiales; Closteriaceae
Source: the annotation of a GenBank genome assembly
ACACACACAUAACAAAAUUUCGCUAGUAGCCCUAGCGGGUUCAAUCCCUACUAUGGCGCUGACCAGCGCUCUGCCUGCUAUGUCGUCCCUUCACAUAAUGUCAACACAAUCGCCUAACCUAGCCACGUCAAUAGCGCCAUUUCCGAUCACUCCCUCGCUACCACUCGCUACGCAUUCCUCAACAAACGACUCUCGCCAACUCAUAACCUUCCGGAUUCUCCGGCCAACCUCGUGUCGAAGCCCGCAUUUUCCGCGACUGACCGCGAGAACCAGUCUUUGUAACAGAGCGUGUGUUGUUGCCCGCGCUUCGCGGGACAGUUCGUCGGGGCGCGAUUCCGAGUCGCAGAGCAGAGUGAGCGAGGGAGAGGAGGAGGAAGAUGAGGAGGAAGCGGAGGUGGAAAAAUGCCAUUUUGGCGGGAAGGAGUUGGAGCGGUUCGUCAGAAUCAACGAGGGCCAAUGGCGAGGCGUGUUUCUGCACUACGACCUGAACGGGCGGCUGCUACACAGAGUGCCCACCCGCAUGUCCGCUACAGCCUUUGGGAAAGGAGAGAACUCUUCCCUGCUACAGACGUUGAGUGUGAAGCAGGGUGGCACGGGAGGGGAUGGGGAGGAAGAGGAGUGGGUGGAGAUUAAGCUGGAGGAGGUCAACCGGAUCACAGCAGCCAAUCGCCUCCAGGUGGGCUGGUUCCCUGACCAAUCAGCCUAUUCCGUGUGCCACCAGACGGCUGAGACUCUAGUCAAAGUGCUCACAGUGGGGGUGUUGGGGGAGGAAGCAGCAGAAGCCGACGAGGCAGCAGAGGUUAUACGAGGCCUGCGGCUGCCGUCCCGCCGCCCCGCGCUCGUCAGCGAAACGUGCCUCUUCCUCUCCGAACCAGAUUCCGAGCCUCCCUCCGAAGCAAGCCCCGAAGCAAGUGCGGAGGCGGAAGAGAGCCGGCCGAAGCAACGGGUGCGGUCGUUCCACGUGUUGAACUCGAGGGGGAUGAUCGACACUCUGGGGGUGUUUGUGGAGGAGAGAGAGAGGAGUGGAGAGGGAGCAAGUGAAGAUGCAUCGCCCCAAGUCAGAGAGCUGCUGGAGGCGCAACCCGACGUCCCGAACGCCCCAGUGCCCCUCUCCCGCCUCUCACUGCUGCUGGGCGAGUGGGACGGCUCCUCCAUCACCCACCGAUCAGCCAUCUACGGGGAAACUGUCACCCGCAGCACCUCCAACUUCUUCCUCACUCGCUUUGAGGAUGGAAGCCUGGGGCUGGAAGAGACACGAGGAGACGUCUGCUUCCGCCGGCGAGGGGCUGUUGCAAACCAUACAGACGACUCACCCGAAACUGCAGGGAUUGGUUCAACACAGCAGCAGCAGGAGCAGCAAGAGCACGAGCAGGAGCAGCAAGAGCACGAGCAGCAGCAGCAAGAGCACGAGCAGCAGCAGCAGGUGGGGGGGCGAGUGCUGCUAGACGGGGGGCAGCAGAUCACCCUCCUCCCGGGGGGUCUCUCCCUCUCCGCACCCUGCUGCGUGCCCCGCGGCCGCGCCUUCUUCUUUGAAACCGUCCUGGCAGAGCCGGUUGCAGGAGAGGGGCUGGAGAUGCCCCAAGGAGGAGAGGGGUGGCAGCGGCGGCGGGUGGUUCGGACGUACGAUCCUGACGGUAUGGUGGUAUCGAGCUCGGUGUUUGCUGAGAGGAAGACUGUAUGAAAUGGCUGGGAUAAGGAUCAUUGGAUAAGGAUCAUUGGAUAAGGAUCAUUGGACAAGGAUCAUUGGAUAAGGAUCAUUGGACAAGGAUAUUUGGAUAAGGAUCAUUGGACAAGGAUUAUUGGAUAAGGAUCAUUGGACAAGGAUCAUUGUGUUAGAAUACUAGAAUGGUUGAAAUAAGCAAGAACAAGGGAGAUAUA